Molecule: messenger RNA, 3538 nt
Organism: Ricinus communis (castor bean)
Lineage: Eukaryota; Viridiplantae; Streptophyta; Magnoliopsida; Malpighiales; Euphorbiaceae
Product: transcriptional corepressor LEUNIG
Exons: 18
Coding region: 649-3165 (838 amino acids)
Cellular component (GO): nucleus
Molecular function (GO): protein binding
Source: RefSeq, a predicted model, not a curated record
UUGGGCCAUGGCUUGUUUGGUGUUUCUAAUACGAAAAUUGGAUUUUUAGUAGAAAUUAUGCUUUUUUCUGCCUCAGUUUUGGUUAGGGUUUGAAAUUUUACUUUUUUCUUUUUUUACUAUUAUAGUUUUCAUAAUUUCUAUGAACAGGCUUGAAUUUUAUUCUUCGGGGUGUAUUUUUUUUACUUCAAUGUUUCACAUUGUAAAUCUUUUUGUUUUAGUUAUUGCUGAUGAAAUUGCCAUUGCUGAUAAGAAGGUAGUUUUAUAUUAUAGGUCAAAUUGCUUUUUUGGAAAUAAAAUUUUCACUUAGAAGAGAAAAGGUUUUCUUUUGAGCUUUUCCAACUAGUUCCUUUUUCCCCUAAAUUUUGAGAUUUAGAGUUGGACUUUUGAGGAGUUGUGCACUGUCAAAUGAAUCUUUUGACUGCUCAUUCUGAUGGAAAUUGGAGAGUAAGCUUUCUACUUAGUGGUCUAAUCUCUGCCGUUGAAUCUAGAAGAUGAAAUUGUCACUUGAACUUAGCUGCACAUAUUGUGCUACAUUUAAUGGGGUGGGAGGCUCUAUAUUGAGUAUUUUAAACACUGAUCAUCUCUAGAAGUUUCCAUCUUCUAUCUACAUUUCGUUAGCAGUUGGAUGUUUAUAUAUAUGAUUACCUUAUGAAAAGAAAACUGCAUACUGCUGCGAAGGCAUUUCAGGCUGAAGGGAAAGUAUCCACAGAUCCUGUUGCUAUUGACGCACCUGGUGGUUUUCUCUUCGAAUGGUGGUCUGUCUUUUGGGACAUUUUUAUCUCUAGGACAAAUGAGAAGCACUCGGAAGCAGCUGCAUCUUACAUUGAGCAGACUCAAGUGGUCAAGGCACGGGAAAUGCAGCAGCAGCCAAAGCCUCAGCAACAUCAGCAAAUGCAGAUGCAGCAGCUGUUAUUACAGAGACAUGCUCAGCAGCAGCAGCAGCAGCAGCAGCAACAACAACAACAGCAACGUAGAGAUGGUAACCAGCAUCCAAGUGGAAAUGCCAGUGGACUUGCUGCUAAUGAUGUCACGAGACAGAACUCUGCGACUGCAAAUGCUUUGGCAACAAAAAUGUACGAGGAUAGACUAAAGCUUCCGCUUCAGAGGGAUUCCUUGGAUGAUGUGACUAUGAAGCCAAGACUAAAUGAUAAUAUGGGCCAGCUUUUGGAUCCAAAUCAUGCCUCAUUGUUGAAAGCAGCUGCAUUGGGUGGCCAGCCUCCAGGGCAAACACUGCAUGGGACACCUGGAGGCUCAGGAAAUCUGCAACAGGCUCAAAACCGCAGUCAGCAGCUUCCUGUGUCUACUCAGGAUUUAAAGAAUGAGAUUAAUGCAAUGAUAAGUCCCAGAACUGCUGGUACAGAAGGAUCACUGAUUGGAGUUCAUGGAUCAAAUCAAGGUGGAAGCAACUUAACUCUGAAAGGAUGGCCUUUAACAGGAGUGGAUCAGCUUGGGCUUCUUCAGCAUCAAAGAUUGAUGCAAUCUCCUCAGCCACUCAGUAAAUUUCAGUUACAACAGCAGCUGAUCCUUCAAGCGCAACAAAACUUGGCAUCACAAUCAGUCAAUGAUUUGGAACGCAGAAAACUGAGAAUGCUUCUUAGUAACCAGAGUAUGGCUCUUGGGAAGGAUGGCCCAUUGCAUUCUGGCGAUGUGCUUGGGAACUUUGGAUCAGGAAUGCAAGUUAAUAACCCUAUGUUGCCACGUGGGGAUACAGAUAUAUUAUUUAAGCUGCAUGUUACUCAGUUACAGCAGCAACAACUACAGAGCAACAACCAACAACAGCAACAGUAUGCACAGCACCCACUUGUGAGUCAGCAGUCUCAAAACUCAAAUCAGCACCUCCAGCCACAAGAUAAAAUUGUUGGUUCCAGCAGCAUGACGGGGGAUGGUAGCAUGUCAAACACUUUUCAAGGAAAUGAUCAGGCUUCAAAGAGUCAGAUUGGGCGAAAGAGAAAGCAACCAGGGUCAUCCUCAGGCCCCGCCAAUAGCUCAGGCACAGCUAAUACCACUGGACCAUCCCCUAGUUCUCCAUCAACACCCUCGACUCGCACACCAGGGGAUGCUAUUUCAAUGCCCAUGUUGCCACACAGUGGUGGUUCCUCUAAGCCUUUGCUUAUUUUUGGUUCUGAUGGAUUGGGCUCUCUUGCAUCUGCUUCAAAUGACCUUGCUGAUAUAGACCGUUUUGUGGAUGAUAGAACUUUGGAUGACAAUGUAGAUUCUUUCUUUUCUCAUGAUCCUGCAGAUCUUAGAGAUAGAGUUGGUCGGUCUGCAGAUGUCAGCAAAGGCUUUGAGCUUUCAGAGGUUGGGCUCCUUCCUUCAAGUACGGGGAAAAUUGAAUGUUGUCACUUCUCAUCAGAUGGAAAAUUGCUUGCAACGGGUGGGCAUGACAAAAAGGCUACACUUUGGUGCACAGAGUCUUUGACAGCAAAGUCUAUCCUCGAUGAGCAUUCUCAAUGGAUCACAGAUGUUCGUUUCAGCCCAAGCAUCCCUCGGCUUGCUACAUCUUCAGCUGACAGAACUGUCAGGGUUUGGGAUGCUGAUAAUUCAGGGUACACACUUCGCACAUUUACUGGACACUCUACAACUGUCAUGUCAGUGGAUUUCCACCCUAGUAAAGAGGACCUCAUUUGUUCAUGUGAUAAUAACAGUGAGAUUCGCUAUUGGAGUAUCAAGAAUGGUAGUUGUGUUGGAGUCUUCAAGGGUGGUGCUACCCAGACAAGGUUCCAACCCCAUCAUGGAAGGAUCCUUGCAGCUGCGGCAGAGAAUGUGAUAUCUAUACUAGAUGUUGAGACCCAACAGUGCAGGCUCAAAUUGCAGGGGCAUAGAAACCCUAUCCAUUCUGUGUGCUGGGAUCCAUCAGGUGAGUAUUUGGCGUCUGUGAGUGAUGACUUGGUUAGGGUGUGGACAGUGGGAUCUGGCAGCAAAGGUGAAUGCAUGCAUGAGUUAAGCUGCACCGGCAACAAAUUUCAUACCUGUGUUUUUCACCCAACCUUUUCUUCUCUGCUGAUCAUCGGCUGUUAUGAGACUCUGGAGCUUUGGAACAUGGCUGAAAAAAAGACAAUGACUCUGCCUGCACAUGACAAGCUGGUAUCUGCUUUAGCAGUUUCAAAUGUCACUGGUUUGGUAGCUUCUGCUAGUCAUGACAAACUGAUAAAGCUGUGGAAGUGAUUUUGCGCUUUUGGGGUCUUCCGCACAUUACAGGUGAAUACAUAUAGAUAGUAUAUGCAUGUGAACCAGAUUCCUGGUUUUCUGACAGAUACCUUUUGUAGCUGUUAUAUAGGCUAAAGGGUUAACAGCCUGUUCACUAGAAAUUGCUUCUUAGAUUUUAUCCAUUUUACAGUCCACACUAACCCAGUCCCAGUAACCCCACGAUUUUAAUUUUUGUGCUAAAGCUGACAAUGAACGGGGCAGGGGAAAAGGUUUAACAAUGUCAAGUAGAUUUAUAUACUGAAACCUACAAAAAGUUGUCAUUGUAAAUGCAACAUAGAAAGUAUCUGAAUGCAAUGAUGAGCAUUAUCUCAAAUUUGCUCCUUUUCUGUGA